Molecule: messenger RNA, 1290 nt
Organism: Erigeron canadensis
Lineage: Eukaryota; Viridiplantae; Streptophyta; Magnoliopsida; Asterales; Asteraceae
Product: pelargonidin 3-O-(6-caffeoylglucoside) 5-O-(6-O-malonylglucoside) 4'''-malonyltransferase-like
Exons: 1
Coding region: 1-1290 (429 amino acids)
Source: RefSeq, a predicted model, not a curated record
AUGGAGAUUAAGAUUCAAUCCACAAGGUUCAUAAAACCAUCAAAGUCAACGCCAGAAAAUAGACGCUACUUCAAGCUAUCACUGCUUGAUCAACUUGCUCCAUCUGCAUACAUAAAUCUAAUCUUCUUCUACAAAGCCAGUGGUGGGGUCAAUAUUUCAGAUAGAGUUGGUCAACUGGUCAAGUCUUUGUCAGAGGUGCUGACUUCAUUCUACCCGCUAGCUGGAAGAAUCACAGAAGAUGGGUUAGCAGUUGAUUGUAGUGAUCAAGGUGUUGAAUAUUUUGAGACUCGAGUCAGUGCAAGACUGGAUGAGUUUCUGGCACAUGGUUCAAAGAUGGACCAUGUUCAUCGACUUGUAGCCACACCAGAUCAAGUUAGAAACACGUUGGUAAUCAUUCAGGUGAAUGUAUUUGAUUGUGGCUCACUUGUUAUAGGUGUGAGUGCUUCACACAAGGUUACUGAUGCAUGCAACCUGGUUAGGUUCAUCAAUGCAUGGGCUAGCACAAACCGCACAAGGCCCAGCAACGGCCCCUUUUCUCCUUCUUUUGAUAAUUUGGAUUCUCUCUUUCGGCCAAGGGAAAAUUUAUCAAAUGAACACUCACCAGUAUCAGUUGAACUAGAAAACAUAACAGUGACAAAAAGAUUUGUGUUUGACAGGACUGCGAUAAGAAAGCUAAGAUCAAAAACAGGUCUGGAAAAUAGUACUAAACACAGUCGAGUAACAUUGGUAGCUUCUUUAGUAUGGAAGGCUCUUAUCUUAAUUGACAAAGUUAAUUGUGGAAGAUUCAGGGACUGUUUGUUGGCUCCUGCAAUGAAUCUUAGAGGAAAGGUAGGUUCGCCGAUAUCAGAAAGCUCGUUUGGGAACGUAUGGGCUCCUUAUCCAAUCCGUUUGCUGCAAAAAGAAAUGGAACCCAAGUUUGUUGAUCUUGUUUCCAUGAUAGAAGAUACAACAAAAAGCAUUAUCGCUUGGCUUGCAACAGCAAGUGGUGAAGAGAUAUGCAAACAUGCAAUGGCUUCUUAUGCCAAAGUAAACGAAGAAUUGAAGCACAACAAGUUUUGCAUGUUUACAAGUUGGUGUCGGUUUCCUAUAUACGAGGCUGAUUUUGGUUGGGGUAAGCCUGACUGGGCAAGAGCCCUUGAAAGGUCGCUUGAGCUGGUAACAUUAAUGGAUGACAAACAUGGGGAUGCAAUUGAAGCAUGGGUGAGUUUGAAUGAGAAAGAUAUGUAUGUGUUUGAACAAGAUCGUGACAUCUUAGCCUUUACCACUUCGACCAUCUCAGAGGUGGCCUAG